CGCGUUUCCUCUCUCGGCUUCCGUAGCAGCCCAUGACUGUUAGCUUUUGGCGCCUGCUCGCUGCUGCAGACACAUAAAGGGAAAGCUGACCGCGUGGCUAGCAGACAUCACACAAGCAGCUCCUCUUUUGUUUUAAAGGCAAACACACGACAGCCUUCUUUUGCAAGUUGGAGCUUGUAGCAGGAAACGCAGAAAUGCAAAACAUGGGCAAGAAGCAGAAUACCAAGGGUAAGAAGGAUUCAAUGGACACACAGGAGGAGCCCGAGGAAUUUGUGGUGGAGAAAGUGCUUGACCAACGAAUUGCCAAUGGGAAAGUAGAAUUCUUCCUGAAGUGGAAAGGAUUUACAGAGGCUGACAAUACCUGGGAGCCAGAGGAUAACCUGGAUUGUCCAGAGCUAAUCUCAGCUUUUUUAGAAGCACAGAAGAACGUUAAGGAGAAGCCUGCGCCUGUGAAGCGGAAGGCAUCAACAGAUGAGCCAGAGACAGAAGCCAAGAAAAAAGAUGUGGCUGAGAAACCACGUGGCUUCGCCAGGAAUCUCGACCCAGAACGGAUCAUCGGCGCAACAGACAGCAGCGGGGAGUUGAUGUUCUUGAUGAAAUGGAAAGACUCAGAUGAAGCAGAUUUGGUCCCAGCCCGUGAGGCCAACACUCGCUGCCCUCAGGUGGUCAUUUCCUUCUAUGAGGAGAGAUUGACAUGGCAUUCCUGUCCAGAGGACGAGGCUCAGUAGUACUGUCUUUUGGUCCCUGCAGUCUCCUACCACCCUUUUCCUCAGGACUGAGUUUUCUUCUCUGGCUUGCCUUUUAGUUUUAGCCGUCUUAGUUAUUUUUCAAGAUGUUUCAGCCCUCGCUUUGUAUGGCUGUCAAGGAGAGCUAAGUUGUAAAUAUUAGCUGAACUGAUUCUAAGAGAGAAGGUGGUGGUGUUUUUGGUGUAUAAUGAAAGAAGUCUUCCGGUUUCAUAUAAUUGAUGUAUUGGCAGUUUAAAAAACAUAUUCUUUUGAUCAAACCCACCACCAUCCUUAUUCAAAUUUUGUAAAUUCUAAAAGGUACUUUGGUCUGUGAAGGUGUCACCCACCUCUUGUGUAUCAAUCUCCUGUAAGAUUCUGUUUUUGUUUUCUACACUAGUGCUAAUGUUUUGUUCUAAAAGUGCAUUUUGUAUACUCUGUCUGUAAAUAUUAUUUGAAGUUCUAAUAAAGGUUUUAUGUG
This is a messenger RNA of Anoplopoma fimbria (sablefish), 1203 nucleotides long. RefSeq names its product chromobox protein homolog 3-like. NCBI's taxonomy places the organism in Eukaryota, Metazoa, Chordata, Actinopteri, Perciformes, Anoplopomatidae. The record is from RefSeq and is a predicted model, not a curated record. The transcript is spliced from 6 exons. Gene Ontology annotation, biological process: chromatin organization; negative regulation of transcription by RNA polymerase II. Gene Ontology annotation, cellular component: pericentric heterochromatin; nucleus. The coding region runs from base 195 to 728 and encodes 177 amino acids. Gene Ontology annotation, molecular function: chromatin binding.